AUGACCGAAAAGAAAGACGCCAGUACCGAGACCCCCUCGCCUGACACAGUAACUGUGAAGUCGGUUGGGUUUUUUGAUAGCGGUCUUAAACCCACGAGAAAACGCGUCUUGAUCCAAUGGGCCCGAACAGUGUCUAUACUAUGUGUCUUCAUUCUCGGAAUCCUCUCCCUUUUCUGGGCAUCACGGCUCCGAGUCACGGAAAACCUUUACCGUCUGACGGUUUGGGUAGUGGACUUUGACAGUCCGGGAUCUGCCAAGGAGCCCUUUGUGGGACCUGCUAUAAUUGAUGUGGCCACGUCCUUGACCGGCGUUGGUGUUGGGUAUAGCAUACAGGAUCCGGCCGACUUCGACUAUAAUCCCAUGGCCGUGAGACAGCGGGUCUAUGACCAGAAAGCCUAUGCAGCUAUUGUCAUCAACCCCAACGCCACAAGUCGCCUCCUUGAUGCUGUUCGAUAUCAAAUUGAUUACACACCCGCCUCUGCCGGCCAAAUUAUCACGGUCAGCGCACGGGAACCGGAUACCUUUUCCAACUACCUCACCCCGGCCCUAGAUUCAUUCGAGCGACAGGCACUGCUCUCCUUCGGGCCUCUCUGGGUGCAUAAACUUGUAUCAGAGUUUCCUAACACUACUACCUGGACAGGAGCGGCCGUCAGCCCCGCGAUCGGCUUCCAGAGAGUCGACCUACGGCCGUUUACGCCAGCAGUGGCAGGCCCUGCCGUGACAAUUGGGCUUAUUUAUUUAAUUAUCCUGGCCUUUUUCAUCUUUCCCUUCCUGAUGCCGGUGCAUAGUCAACUCCUCACAAAUGCAACCCGGUUGAGACUCUCCCACUGGAUUAUCUGGCGCAUCAUUUCCAACCUGGUGGCCUAUUUCUUUCUCUCUCUUUUCUAUUCAUUCGUAUCCCUGGCCUUUCAGAUCCCCUUUUCAAACUCGUCCCGCCCAGGUACCGAACCCGCCGCCAAUGCCACUCCAUACAGCCAUGGCUCCUUUGUCGUCUUCUGGAUGCUAAACUGGGUCGGCAUGGCGGCGCUUGGCUUCCCCUGCGAGAACAUGGCCAUGGUGCUAGGGUCCCCAUGGAGCUCCUUUUUUCUCAUCUUCUGGGUCAUAAGUAAUGUUGCGACGGGGUUCUACUCGAUAGAUCUAGCCCCUGGGUUCUUUGCCUGGGGCUACGCCUGGCCUAUUCAUCGCAUCGUCGAAGCCCUGCGCACCAUCAUAUUCGGAACACACUCUCGGAUUGGCCUGGAUUUCGGUAUCCUGUUUGCGUGGGUCGCUGUGUCGAUUGCGUUUUUCCCGUUCGCCACGCACGUUAUGUUGUGGAAGAUGAAGCGCAGGCGUUAG
Molecule: messenger RNA, 1335 nt
Organism: Aspergillus versicolor CBS 583.65
Lineage: Eukaryota; Fungi; Ascomycota; Eurotiomycetes; Eurotiales; Aspergillaceae
Product: SNG1 family protein
Exons: 3
Coding region: 1-1335 (444 amino acids)
Cellular component (GO): membrane
Source: RefSeq, a predicted model, not a curated record